This is a messenger RNA of Oncorhynchus tshawytscha (Chinook salmon), 2105 nucleotides long. Its product is annotated as PH domain-containing protein DDB_G0287875. Lineage: Eukaryota; Metazoa; Chordata; Actinopteri; Salmoniformes; Salmonidae. The transcript has 4 exons. The coding region runs from base 665 to 1390 and encodes 241 amino acids. The record is from RefSeq and is a predicted model, not a curated record.
GCAGACAUGCUUGGUAAACGAUGCAGACAUUUCUCUUCAGAUUGUUGUAAAGCCACAGGUUCGAGAAUGCGAAUACUACAAUAGUGGCUUAUGUUGGGGUUUGUAGGCACAUUUCUUGAUAUCUAAUUGAAAGACUAAAACAGCCACAUAGGCAGCCUAUUUAGACAUGGUUGAGCGAUCCAAUAUCCAAGAAAGUGCGUAAUGUCGUCGAAUAUCACUUUGAAAAGUGAAGACUCGAGUCCUUUGACGAAGAAGACGAAUCGUCUCCGCUGCUUUCAGGCAAAAGAGGCUCCGAGUCUGCAGCUCGUGACGAUAUUUCUCCGGGAGAAUGCGGUCCAACAGAAGACCAUGCAGGUUAUUCAACACAGCAUGGCCGGCUGGCAACUAAAACGACCAGCAAACCCAUCGUACUGUUCAUGACCCUCCCGACCUCCUCCCCAGAGUUCUCCUACCAGGCCAUCGUGUACCUGAUCGAAGCAGUGGGGCGCCGCUGGAGCGUUCGCAGCUCUUCCAGAGCGUGCAGAAGGAGUUGGAGGAGCAGGGUCACUGUCUCCCUGUUGAGAAGAUCCGCCGCAAGUGGAACAACUUGAUCGUCACCUAUAAGAGGGUCAAAUACAGAGGCAGGGAGACCGGCCAGGCCAGAACCUCCUGGGAGUACUUUGAGAUGAUGGAUGCCAUGCUUGGUGACACCUUCGGUGCCGAGACCACUAGCAGCCCUACCCUAGUAACCAGCAUCCCUAAGGUGAAUGUCGCCAUGGAAACCACCAAAACCGAGCAGAAGCCCCUUCUCCUUCCCCAUGGCAACCUCCUCACUGCCUGCACUCGGACACUCACCCUUGUCCCCUCCUCCCUCCCACUCCAUACACCAGUUCCCUCCACCCUCCCUCUCUACACCAUUGUCAGAUCCCCCCCCACCCCUGUCUGCUCCUCCCUCCCUCUACCAAACCCUUUGGACACACCCUCCCCCAGAAUAGCUAAUAACACAGACCCUGUACAGCCAAACCCCUCCCCUGCUCCGGUCGCACAGCCCCCUGCCGCCUGUCACAUCCCCUCCAACCUCAGCUGCGUGCACCUCCGCAGAAAGAAGCGCGGUCGCUUCUCCUGCUCCACCUCCAAGGGCUCCUCCAUUACCUCCCCUCUGGUCCAGCAGCAGAAGCGAGGAGAAGGCACCUCCCUGCUGCAGGAGUUCCUGAGGAGGCGGGAAGGGCAUGCCGAGGAGGAGCAGGUCUGUCGCAGCAGGGUAGAGGCCCAGGGGAGGAGGUACGAGAGGAGGGAGGUGUGCAUGGCAGAGUCCCUGGGAAGGAUGGCCACAGCUCUGGAGCUGCUCUCCUCCAAACAGGACACAGUCAUUGCCCUGCUGCAGAGACUGGCCGAGAGAGACGGGAAGUGACAGUCAUCGCCCUGCUGCAGGAUGCAACCAGUACCCCAGUGAUGGAGAGGGAUCUCCUUAGAAGAGGCACCUUCAGUGGUCCACAUGAGACAGACUGAAGAAACAGAUCCAUGAAUGAGGGGGUGGGAUAUCAGAUAACCAGAUACUGGUUUCACCUUUCGCUAAGAAAAACAGGAGGAGGGGGAAAGAUGCUGGAGCAUCAUGGGAUGUCUGAGGGCGUUUGUAGGGGCCUUAUUGGUAGUGGUGGGUCUGGGUGCUCUCUUUCUCUCGCUGCAGAAAGCACAUUUUGUAGUGAACUUUAAUAUUUAAAAACACAAAACAAUAUACCCUUUUCUGGAAAGGAUCACAUUUUAGAAGUUUAGAAUUCAGAACACAGACAGACGUAGCAGCUAGCCUGGAGAAUGAACAAGACUAUGAAAACAUGGUUUCCACUAGAUAGCACAGCCACAAAGUCAAAAUUGGUUUUCAUUAAAAAAUGUAUGAAAACCAAAAUGUGCUUUUUGGUCUUAAUUCAAGGUUAGGGUUAGCCAUAAAGUUAAGUGUUAGGCUUCCCGAGUGGCGCAGUGGUAUAAGGCAUUGCAUCACAAUGCUAGAGGCGUUACUACAGACCCUGGAUCGAUCCCGGGCUGUAUCACAACUGGCCAUGAUCGGGAAUCCCAUAGGGCAACAUAGAAUUGGUCCAGCGUCGUCUGGGUUAAGGGAGGGUUUUGCUGGU